Molecule: messenger RNA, 4368 nt
Organism: Mugil cephalus (flathead mullet)
Lineage: Eukaryota; Metazoa; Chordata; Actinopteri; Mugiliformes; Mugilidae
Gene: pard6a
Product: par-6 family cell polarity regulator alpha
Exons: 6
Coding region: 299-1546 (415 amino acids)
Biological process (GO): regulation of cellular localization; centrosome cycle; establishment or maintenance of cell polarity
Cellular component (GO): cell cortex; apical plasma membrane; nucleus
Molecular function (GO): protein kinase C binding
Source: RefSeq, a predicted model, not a curated record
CACACACACACACACACACAGCAUCACAUACUGGUUUGACCGGACUCCACCUGUCGCGGCCGCUGUGUGUGAGUGUAUGAAUGACAACAAGCAGACACGAACACGGCAGACCUGGCAGCGCUUUAAAGCGAGGGCGAACGGAACGUUACAUUAAGUGAAUGCAGUGUUCUCUUCGCUUGCUUUAUGGUUAAAUGAUUUUUGAGUAUCUACGGGGAACAGCGGAGGAAACAACGACCAUAAUUCCGGUGGAUGGUUUUAUCCGCAGUGACUCAGCCGAACAGACAACCGAGGGAGCAGGAUGUCAAGGCAGCAGCAGCAGCAGCAGCAGCACCACCACCGUACGCCGUCAAAACUAACCGACAGCUUAGUGGAGGUCAAAAGCAAAUUUGAGGCAGAGUAUCGUCGCUUUGCUUUAAAGAGAAAUGGCCCAGGUGGCUUCCAGGAGUUCUACCGCCUCCUUCAAACCAUCCAUCACAUUCCUGGUGUUGAUGUGCUUCUGGGAUAUGCAGAUGUCCAUGGAGAUCUCCUUCCAAUAAACAACAAUGACAACUUCCACAAAGCUGUUUCGUCAGCCAAUCCACUGCUUCGCAUUAUUAUAACAAAAAAAGAUGGUGAACCUGUAGUUUUUGCCACUAACUCCCUCCAGAGGCGUAAAAAGGGUCUGGGCCUAACCGGACUGCUCACCCCUGCCUCAGGUUCCAUCCAUUCAAAGAACAAACCGGGCAUUAUGAUCAGCCGGCCACAUGACUUCAGACAGAUAUCGUCCAUCAUUGACGUGGACAUCUUGCCUGAGACACACCGACGUGUACGACUCCACAAACAUGGCACCAACAAACCCCUAGGCUUCUACAUCCGUGAUGGGGUGAGCGUCAGGGUGACACCACAGGGUGUAGAGAAGGUUCCAGGGGUGUUCAUAUCUCGACUGGUGCGCGGUGGAUUAGCAGAGACUACAGGGCUGCUCGGUCUUAACGACGAGAUCCUCGAGGUCAAUGGCAUUGAUGUAGCUGGAAAGUCUUUGGAUCAGGUAACAGACAUGAUGGUGGCCAACAGUCACAACCUCAUUGUGACUGUGAAACCUGCUAAUCAGAGGAACAAUGUGGUGCACCGCGGGAGUAAAACCUCAGUCGGCAACUGUGAUUCUGUGGGCUCAGCCGGAUCUAUGGGGUCUGCUCUUUCACAUGACUCACCAAGCCCCGCCUCUCAGAGCAACCCCAUUACUGCGAGCAACAGCAUUGCUGAGGGUGACAGUGAUGAUGAAGUUGAUGACGGGGACCUCAUUCUGGAAAGCGACUGCCUAACACCCUACGAGUCCCACCGGGUAACUAACAGCAACAACACAAACCUCAACAGAGACUCGCCAAACAACUGGCCCCACAGUUCCUCUGUGGGUAGGCCCCUCCCACAGAGCGUCUCACUGCCCAGUAGCAUUGGAACAUCCCUGAACAACAGCUCCAUGAUGAUGUCCAAUCACAAUGGAAACCCCUCCCACACAGCCAGUAGCAGUGAAGAGAGCAUGAGAGAGGACGGCAAUAUAAUAACACUGUAACCGUGACAACCCUGACCUCUACACUAUAAUAUUGAGGACUAUGGAAAUUUGCAGUGGCAGUGCUGUAACCAUUACACUUACAGACAGAUAGCAGACUUAGCAGCACAUUUUCCUUUGAAGGUUCUUCCUGUUGAUUACUUGGUAGGUUCUCUUUUUAAAUUUGUGGACAGGAUGGAAAACACUCUAUACCAUGUGGCUGAUCUAUAUUAGUAAUUCUAUUAUUUGUAUUACCGUGUUACAAUCAUGAUAUGGAAACUGCUGCAAUCCCAUUAGGUCCUAAUUGAUUAAUACAGAAGAUUGAGAAAUAAUUAAAGCCAUUAGUCACUUUGAUGUCAACAUAGAGUAUUUAAGAAAAUGUUUUUAUGCAAAGCUGUUUGUGAAGAAGCCACUACAAAAUCUGCAAACCUACAGUUCCUCUGAUCAGAGACUUCUGACUACAAUACGAUGAUUAAAGAAAAAUUUAUUGUAAAACAUUAAGGUUCUAUUUUCAUGAAAGCAAAGCAACCAGUGCAAUCAGUACUGCACCUGCUAUUUCAUCUUUAUGUUCAUUUAGUUCAUGUGUGCGAGGGGUUCAUUCAAAUGAUUCAGUGCAAAGGUAUUUUGGGGGAAACUAAGUCUUAGACCUGAUACCAAAAAAUGGAACUGGUUUAUGUAUCUAUAGCAACAUUACUGUUCUGUGAGCAACUGCAAAUUGCAACACAUCAUUAAUUGAAUAAUGUUUAAUAUAGUUUCAGGCGCUAUUACAUUUAAUCUAAAUUGACUGUAUGUAAUUAAAAGAACACGAGUAAAGUAGGUUGAUCCUCAAAAUAUCUGCUGUCCAGAGAAAAUUUCGACAGAUUCAUUGAAACUAGUUCAAAACUAAAAUGUUUAGUUUAGUUAGUUUAGUUUUCACAAGAGAAGAAGGUGGAAAUCUUUGUUAAUUGGUGGAUUUCAUCAUGAUUUUCUGUAUCUUCUGUUUCAAAUUUCAACAAAAAUGAUCUGACUGUCAAACUGUCACAAAAGAAUUUCUUAUAUGAUACACCACAGGAUAACAGGAUAUGUCCAAGUCUUCCCCAACUACACCUUUCAUGUACACUACGCGCUACUAGUUUACUGUAUGUCUAGUCUUUCAUCAAAGAAGACUUUCAUAGUUUACAGCAUUAUGAUGAGGUUUGGAUGGCUGAUUGAUUGAUUUUUUUAAAAGUGUGACAUAGCACAAAGCCCAAACCCGACCCUGCUCCAGCCCCUAAAGAAAAAGACUCAGUAAUCUGCAGGGGAUGUGUGCCUGAUGCAUGUGUAGGGAUCGCUUUUUCAACUCUCAUUCAACCCGAUCCCUUUGAGACAGCUGUUGCAUGUCACAUGGUCGUCACGUAUUCCAUAUAUUUCACAGCUAGGCAGUCAAAUUAUUUACACAAUCCUACCUGGCACGGUAUCUUAUUCCAGCACUGGUCUAACUAGUUCUAAUGUACCCAUAUACCUAUAGUGUAAGAGUUUACUGGAAGCUGUCAUGGAGACACACACAGUAUCUAGUCAAAUAAUCCUGACUGCUUAUUAUGAUUGAAAUGAGAUCAGAAAAAAAAACGUCAAAGCAAAACCAACAUAAAUACUUUCUGAAUGUUUUCUGUGUUAAAAUGCCAGUAAAGAUAAAUCAACAAUACAUAUAUAUUUACAGAGUUUGAUGUCAACACCUCUUAAUGCACACACACACACACACACACACACAGCCAAAUCAAAGACAUUGCUUUCAUUUUAAUGUAUCUUAACGUUAAGUAGAAAUGUACAUGUACGAUCAUGUAACUGGAAUGAUUUUCAUAACACCUUGGAGAUGUUUUUAUGUAAACAGCCAUUUUAUAAUAUGUAUAAAAAACAGAGACUAUUUUUCUUAUUCUUGUACUUUUACAUUCCACACACAUUGUUCAUGAACCAACAUGACCAGUGUGUGUGGUAGGUCGCUCUGAAUAGUCACAGAAAUUGUGAAUAUAUUAUGAAGGAUUUUUUUUUUUUUUUUUUUUUUGAGACAUUUACAGUAUUUAACUUAAAUUUUGGUUUUAAUUCUAAGAAUCCAUGCUGAAAUGUUCCAGAUGAAAAUCCUGUCAUGUUUUUAAAAGUGAAUUAGCAUUUGGUGCACACUGUCAUUCCAAGGUCCAUGUUAGGUGUCCCACAUGGUUUUGUAUUAAUGAUACUAUGGAUCGUUUGUCCUUGCUCUUAUAUAGUUGCCAUGUUGGUUUGCCAGAAGGCACUGAGACAAACACUGAGGUACUGACGGCCUUUGAAGUCUAAGUCACAUGUGUACGAUGCUGGAGAACGUGCUGGACAAAUGGGACCAGAACAACCAAGGGUCUGGACACACUUGAGGACAUGUUUAUCCCAGCUUAGCACAAACACAGAGCAAGAGGAAAACUUCAGCUUGUCUCCUACUCCAUAUCAAGUUCAAAAACAUUGCAAAUGGUAACUAACUGUCUAUGAGGUAAUCAAGUUUCCAAAGCCCUCAAAGUUACUUUACUGUUGAAUCCUGUGUAGUCUGCUUACAACAUGACAGCUGGUCGACUUGAAGAUGGUCAGUCACAGAAGGUGUUCUCCUGACUUUAUGUGGUCUUAAAAAAAAAGGAAGUGCCUUUUUUUAAGUGAGGAUUUAUUAGAUGUCACGUCAUGUGUGGUGGUCUGUCCACAGAUUCAUCUUUAGUGAUGGCAGGACUCAUCAAACAGCCUGUUGAAGUGUAACCUGCACUCAGCCCACCGCUGCUUUCUGUUGGAGUCUGUAACAAACUGGAUGUCAUUUGGAGAUGAGAUAUGAUGAUUAUCGAAUUAUAAUGUUAUGCUAAUAAAGUAUUAUUUAAAAAAGA